Molecule: messenger RNA, 2015 nt
Organism: Lactuca sativa (garden lettuce)
Lineage: Eukaryota; Viridiplantae; Streptophyta; Magnoliopsida; Asterales; Asteraceae
Source: RefSeq, a predicted model, not a curated record
GAACUUGACAAGAUCGAAGCAAUAAAAAUGAAUUUUAACUCUGAGCUAGCAAAUAAACAAGAACAAUGUCUACGUUUGAUUGGUGCAAAGAUGAAGAACCUUCGUUAUAUGGAAUUGAUCGGUGAUCCUGCAAAACCAUUGCUUGACCACUUUACACUGAGGGAGCUUUAUUGUCUUAAAUUGGCCAUCGGCUCGCAAAAACAACUGUGGAAAGGUUGUAAGCUGCUGCCAAAUUUGAAGAUAUUGGAACUUCACUGUUUGAGUAAACUAAUCACGACACCAGAUUUUGAUGGACUUCCAAAUGUUGAAAGAUUCACUCUUUCUGAAUGCGAGUGUUUAGAAGAGAUUCAUCCAUCGAUUGGACGGUUGGAAAGGCUUGUUUUCUUAUCUAUAAAGUUUUGUUCCAAAUUUAAGAGAUUUCCACCCAUUAGUCGACUAAAGAAACUUGAGACCCUUUCAUUCUCAUAUUGCCCCAAACUUUUUAGUGUCGUAGACAACAUACCAGAUGUUCAUUUGGAUAAUAGUGGGAAAGAAGUUGCAUCUUAUCAACCUUGUACAGGAUUUUUUGUUACUUGUUGGAUGUGUGGUUGCAGCAAUCUUCCUGGUGUAGAAUGUUGUUUACCUCACAACAACAAGAACCGUAUAGGAUUACUACGGUUCUUUCACGGUUUGCAAGAACUCGGCUUAAGAAAGUUGAACCUCAGCAGCUGCCAGUUGGGAGAUGAAGACAUAGGCUCUGGUGUUUGGGAGCUACCCAAUUUGCAAGAACUCAAUCUAGAAUCAAAUAAAUUUUCACGAUUAAGCUUUAGUCAGGUGCGACUUCCUCAACUCAAAUGGCUCAAUGUGACAAACUGCUAUUGUCUAGUAGAGUUGUCAGAGCUGCCGUCAAGUAUAGCUGUCAUUAAUGCCGAUGGUUGUAGCUCACUUGAAAGCUUUGGAGAUGUUUCAAACUGUAAAUGGUUGUGGAAAGUCUCGUUUCAUGGGAGUUACAAAGUACAUCCACUCUAUGGUUACAAAUUAUUAGACUCCAUGCUCCAGGGAAAUGCUAUCGAAUAUCACUUUAUCAGUGUCGGUCUUCAACCUCAGAUUCGAAAGAAUUUUGUAGGUAGGUUCUUUAGGGGGAACACGUUUACAAUACGUUAUCCACAUCUCAAGGUGGACUCAAAUUCAGUGCGUAUUCGACAUGAUAGGGAUUGCACUUUUAAACUGCGUCUUCCAGAAGAUUGGUACAAUGACUUUUCUGGGUUCUUAAUACGCGUUGUUACCAACGACGUAAGUCUGGAUAUUGAUAUAGUCAUCAAGCAUGAGCCACAUGAAGAAGAUUCUCGAUUUGAGCUUUGGCAGGAGUCUCAUGAAGCACCAAAGCCCGAAUAUAUUGGGAAAGGAAAGACACAUAUGGGAUAUAUUCCGUUUGGUUCAUUGAGGCAGACCACAUCAAUGAAUUCAUCACACAACAUUAUUUCAUUUUCCAUAAAGAGCAAUUGGACUUCUUUUGCAGCUCAGCUUGUUCUUCGGAAAAGUAAAGAUGAUACACAUCAAACAACAAAAGCCACAACAAAUUCCUCAGAAUUUUGGGAUAAGGAAGAUCAUAAUAGAAAGACAUUUGAGAUCCAACAAGAUUCAGAGUCUUCUAUCAAGAUUCUAUGGCGAGCUUAGGAAAACAAAAUCUAAGAAACCCAUGCCCGUAGAUUUCUUGAUUCUUUGCUAGUUUGUAUAGUCCAUGCUCUGACCUUGUGAUUGUGAUUACAGUGCAUCACACAUUCGAGAAACAAAUUGCCAAGGGAGGUGAACGGAUGACCUGAAGAUGAUUGCAUAUGGAUCAAAUAAUGAGAUCUGAACCUGAUUUCGCCCGUUUUUUGGAUGUAAGCAGGUGUUGUAUGCUCUAAAAGCAUCUGCAAUGGUAGUCUUUUUAAAAGUUUUUUUAUUAUUUGAAAAGCUUAACUUUUACCAUUAGAGUUGUAAACUUUGUUAAUAGGUUACUCUAAACACUUAGUAUACUAUAUCAUUUUAUUUCU